UUGUCGAAGUCCCUCCCUCCAGGUUUGCUCCUUCGGUGCUUAGUCAAAUUCCUGCACUCUCACCAGUUGACACUUGUAAACAGUGAACUUCACUCAAAGCGGAUAAGGCCGAUACAGAGCAAGUAAAUGAAUUCCUCCAAGCUGAAUUUCACUUUUCAUUCACCGGUUUCAUCGACUAAUUAAAGAGGUGGUUGCUAAGAGAUGACAAUCUGUGACAUUGGUGAAAGCCUCUGAUCUACAGCAGCCUGAAGCUCGACUUCUCCAGGAUCUCUUUGCUCCACACCUCUGUUUGUAUGUGGCUCAUGUGAAGGACACGGAAAACAUUCUUAUAUCAACAGACUCACAAAUACCAUGGCAGCUUUUACUCCUCCUUGUGCCAUCACCAAUACCACAACCACCGCGGUGGCCCGGACUGCAUGGCAAAGGCAAGGAAGCAGCAAAGAGGAGGGGAAAUGUGAAAAUGGGGCCGUGGAACAAAACACUGUCCUGGAGAAAACCCACGAGUUCUUCCAGAUGUGUGACAUUGAGAACAAGGGCUUCAUCACCCGACGUGACAUGCAGAGACUGAACGGCGAGCUCCCUCUCAGUGCAGCGGAGAUGGAGAACGUAUUCAAUACCCUUGAUUCUGACGGCAAUGGAUACCUUACCCUCGAUGAGUUCUCCUCAGGCUUUAGUGAGUUUUUAUUCGGUCAGAAGAUUUCUGUAGAGGAAGGCAUGGGGGACGAAAACCCCUGUAAGGGUCCGCCAGAGGUCCUGUACCAGACCCACUGGGAGGAGAGCCUGGCAAAAGGAUAUGAAGAUGAGGAGGAGAAACACUUCUGGAUGCUAAUGGAGAGCCUCGGAGCCAACAGUGUCUUUGAAGAUCCUGCUGAGGUGCGCAGUUUGUGGGCCCAGCUGCGCCGGGAUGAACCACACCUUUUAUCCAAUUUUGAGGACUUCUUAGCCAGAGUGACAUCCCAGAUCAUAGAGGCCAACCAGGAAAAGAGGGAGAUGGAGAGUGCUCUCAAAAGAAAAGCAGCAACACACGAUGAUGAGAUCCAGCGCCUGUAUGAAGAAAUGGAGCAGCAAAUAAAAACUGAAAAAGACAGAAUUGUGUUGCAGGACUAUGAGCGGUUUCUGUCUCGGAGUCAAGACUUGGAGCUGCAGCUGUCCAGUAAAGAGAGAGAGCUGGAACAACUCUUCCAGAAACAGAGAAGGUUGGAGCGUCAGUGCCAGGACCUUCACAGUGAGCAACAUGUGACCAAGGUGGAGAACGUGAAGCUGAAGCAGACGAAUGACGAGUUAGCACGGGAGCUGGAGCACACCAGCCAAGAGCUGAUCUUGGCACAGGAGCAGCUGAGUGUGCUGCAAGAGCAGUCCACACGGCUUCAUGAGGAGAAGGAGAUGGAAAUUUACAGACUGACUGAGGGACUGCAGCGAGAGCAAGCAAGCCUCCAAAAACAACUGGACCUGUUGAGAGAAAUGAACAAACAUUUACGGGAUGAGAGGGACAUGUGCUUUCAGAAUCCAAAGAAUUCUAAGAAAACACCCAGUUUGAAACAGAGGCCAUUAAUCAGUGUUGUUAAACACACAAACACAAAUGUCUUCAAAAGUGGGGAUGAGGAGGACCUGCCCUCCAGCUCUGUGAAGCAGAACCUAGCCAAUGGGUCAUGCCAGCCAUCUCGCCCAGCGGAGACAAGAGGGCACCUCCAGAGGAUCAUCUCCAUCGAAGAGGACCACCUCCCACACUUGCUCCAGAAUGACUGUCAGGCUCAAAGCCCUCUUCAGGAGUGUAGUGAAGCAGAGGAAGACUCUGACAAUGAGGAGAAUGUAGACUUGGUGAUGAGCGAUAUUUUUCCAUGUGCGUCUUCUGUCCAGCAGCAGCAGUCAAAGGGAAAUGUUGAGAAAAGGGAAACUCCCACAUCUCCAAGGGGUCAGCCUGUUGGCAAGGAGACCAGCAUAAAUGAGGAAGGCAGUCCCUCGCCUCCGGACCGCCUGUUCAAGAUCAUUCUGGUGGGGAACUCCAGUGUAGGAAAGACCUCCCUCCUUCGACGAUUUUGCAACGACUGCUUCCACCCUGGCACUUCUGCCACUGUGGGUAUAGACUACAGUGUAAAAACAAUAACUGUGGACAACAGCCAGGUGGCACUUCAGAUGUGGGAUACAGCAGGACAGGAAAGGUAUCGAAGCAUUACCAAACAAUUCUUUCGCAAAGUUGACGGUGUGGUUGUGAUGUAUGACAUCACAGCCGAGCAGAGCUUCACAGCUGUCAGACGGUGGCUGGCGAGUGUAAAGGAGGGUGCAGGCGAGGACAGUCCCAUCAUGCUUUUGGGAAAUAAAAUAGACAAGGAGAUUGAGAGACAAGUUCAGAAAGGAGUGGGCGAAAGAUUAGCCAAGGACUGCCAGAUGACUUUUUAUGAGUGCAGUGCGUGCUCUGGACACAACGUGGUGGAGCCCAUGGUUCAUUUAGCCAGAAUUCUGAAGGAACAAGAGGACCGAGAGAAGGAGAAGACUGUCCAGCUGGUCAGCAGCUCCUCAGAGAAGAAGAGAUCCUGCUGCUAACUGUUAAACAGUAAACACCUGCACGGUAGCGCUACACUUUACUAAGACACACAUGUUAAUAGUGUGACCACAUGUGUAAGCGAGAAAACAGUAUUUUAAAUGUCAGCACAACUGCUUUUCACCUACACUUCAGUCUUGUCUGAGUAAACCCAGCACCACAAUAUAUACUGUCAUUUUGUCAUGUGUCACAGAUGUUACUGCACUAUUAUAACAGUCUACUAUAUGAUUUUCCAAGGUAGUAGUUGCAGUUUGAUAAUAGCCUCAAAUUUAUAUUUUAUAAAGAUGUAUUACGGUAAUAAUAUUAAUAAGAAUGUGAGAAAAGUUCAAAUGUUCCCUUUGAGGGUUAGAUAUAAAAACAACUGAACAAUAUGUCCCUUUUGACUCAAGCUAAGACUUUUUCAUUUUUCAAGGUAGGAUAUUUGCUCAAACUCUGACUGUAACUCUCAGAUAUUUAUUUAGCUUGGAAAGGUCUGUUAUUUGUCACAUUUGGGCAUUUUGAUGUACGGGUAUUCAUAUAAUAAUUCAGUGUUAAUGUGCAUUCUUUUUUAGCUGUUUUGCUUCUUCACUUUGUGUCCGCAUAUAAUAUAUGACAUGGACACAGCUACAUGAACAACUGUAAAAUGUAAUGCAUUAUCAAACAACCUUGCAGUAAACACCACAUCAAUUCUGUAGUUAUUUGGGCCAAGAUAUCUGAUGUUAUGUGGCACUGCAGGAUAUUGUACAGGUGUCUCAGUUUCUUCACCUGGUGGAAAAAAACACUAACUAUCCUGCAGCACAGCACGGAAGUAAUGUACUUCCACUGAACAAACAAAAAUGAUUGUGUAGUUAAAAUGAAAAUUAUUAACUUCAAAUGUAGUAUUUCUCACAGGGCUGUUAUAUUUAAUAGCAUUAUAUUUUACAGGUGUUCAUGUUAUUUUGUCCACUCCUUGCAAAUUGUGCAGUGAUUGAUUCAUAAUUUAGUGUUGUUUUUGUUGAACAGGAGUUUGUUAGGAUGGGAAGCUAGCUCAGUUGUGUUGUACUUUUUAACAGCUGGAAGACAAUAGAGAUACCCCCCCCCCCCCCCAACAGACCAAAUGAAGUUGAGUGCACAAAAUAUUUAUUUCAUAUCACCUUAAGCUGCCUCGGUGCCGUAGUAUUUUAUGAAAAUAGUGACACUGUAAUAUGUUUAAUAAGUUAUGCUAUCUGUAUGUUACAGGAAGGUGACAGUUGGAGAAGUUUUGAUAAAAAGUUGAGAUUUUUCUGUUUGAUAUUGCACUAUAAUCACUGAUAGUUCUUCACUACUGCUAGUGUCUUGCACAUCACUUUAAUGUAGAUAUAGAAAUGUAAAUAGUGUAA
Messenger RNA from Xiphias gladius (swordfish), 3876 nucleotides. It is a transcript of the gene cracr2aa, whose product is annotated as calcium release activated channel regulator 2Aa. Gene Ontology annotation, molecular function: GTP binding; calcium ion binding; GTPase activity. The transcript has 18 exons. The record is from RefSeq and is a predicted model, not a curated record. Lineage: Eukaryota; Metazoa; Chordata; Actinopteri; Istiophoriformes; Xiphiidae. The coding region runs from base 352 to 2541 and encodes 729 amino acids.